UGCAGCUCGGCGGCGGGAGCUUCUGUCUGCGCGGACCUGGAAGGCGGCGGCCGCUCCUCUAGCCUUCGCGAGCUUGGCAUCCGCAGAGCGCUGCAGCCGCUCGCUCGCCCGUCCCCGUGCCGGUCCCCGUCCCCGUCGCGCGGCCAGGGCACUGCCCCAGUUGCUCUCUUCACCAUGAUUCCCUGCAGAGCAGUGCUGACUUUCGCGAGAUGUCUGAUCCGGAGAAAAAUUGUCACACUGGACAGCCUAGAAGAUUCCAAACUCUGCCGCUGCUUAACCACCAUGGACCUCAUCGCCCUGGGGGUUGGAAGCACUCUGGGUGCUGGUGUUUACGUCCUUGCUGGGGAAGUCGCCAAAGCAGAUUCUGGCCCGAGCAUUGUGGUGUCUUUCCUCAUCGCUGCGCUGGCCUCGGUGAUGGCUGGCCUUUGCUAUGCUGAAUUUGGGGCCCGGGUACCGAAGACUGGAUCUGCGUAUCUGUACACAUACGUCACGGUCGGAGAGCUGUGGGCCUUCAUCACUGGCUGGAAUCUCAUCCUGUCAUAUGUCAUAGGUACAUCCAGCGUCGCAAGAGCAUGGAGUGGCACCUUCGACGAACUUCUUAACAAACAGAUUGGCCAGUUUUUCAAGACAUACUUCAAAAUGAAUUACACUGGUCUGGCAGAGUAUCCAGACUUCUUUGCCGUGUGCCUUGUAUUACUUCUGGCGGGUCUUUUAUCUUUUGGAGUAAAAGAGUCUGCUUGGGUGAAUAAAUUCUUUACAGCUAUUAAUAUCCUGGUCCUUCUCUUUGUCAUGGUGGCUGGAUUUGUGAAAGGAAAUGUGGCUAACUGGAAGAUCAGUGAAGAGUUUCUCAAAAAUAUAUCAGCAAGUGCCAGAGAGCCACCUGCUGAAAACGGAACAAGCAUCUACGGGGCUGGCGGCUUUAUGCCCUAUGGCUUUACAGGGACGUUGGCUGGUGCUGCGACGUGCUUUUAUGCCUUUGUGGGUUUUGACUGCAUUGCAACAACCGGUGAGGAGGUCCGGAAUCCCCAAAAGGCUAUUCCCAUCGGAAUAGUAACUUCCUUACUUGUUUGCUUUAUGGCCUAUUUUGGGGUCUCGGCAGCGUUAACACUUAUGAUGCCUUACUACCUCCUGGAUGAGAAAAGCCCACUCCCUGUUGCAUUUGAAUACGUCGGAUGGGGUCCUGCCAAAUACGUUGUCGCGGCAGGUUCCCUCUGCGCCUUAUCAACAAGUCUUCUUGGAUCCAUUUUCCCAAUGCCUCGUGUAAUCUAUGCUAUGGCGGAGGAUGGGUUGCUUUUCAAAUGUCUAGCUCAAAUCAAUUCCAAAACGAAGACACCAAUAAUUGCUACUCUGUCAUCGGGUGCAGUGGCAGCUGUGAUGGCCUUUCUUUUUGACCUGAAGGCUCUCGUGGACAUGAUGUCUAUUGGAACCCUCAUGGCCUACUCUCUGGUCGCAGCCUGUGUGCUUAUACUCAGGUACCAACCUGGCUUGUGUUAUGAGCAGCCCAAAUACACCCCUGAGAAAGAAAUUUUGGAAUCAUGUACCAAUGCAACUUCGAAGAGCGAGUCCCAGGUCACCAUGCUGCAAGGACAGGGUUUCAGCCUGCGAACCCUCUUCAACCCCUCCGCUCUGCCCACAAGACAGUCGGCAUCCCUCGUGAGCUUUCUGGUGGGAUUCCUGGCUUUCCUCAUCUUGGGUUUGAGUAUUCUAACUACAUAUGGAGUCCAGGCCAUUGCCAGACUAGAAGCCUGGAGCCUGGCUCUUCUCACCCUGUUUCUUGUCCUCUGUGCUGCUGUCAUUCUGACCAUUUGGAAGCAACCACAGAAUCAGCAAAAAGUGGCCUUCAUGGUCCCGUUCUUACCGUUUCUGCCGGCCUUCAGCAUCCUGGUCAACAUUUACUUGAUGGUCCAGUUAAGUGCAGACACUUGGGUCAGAUUCAGCAUCUGGAUGGUGCUUGGCUUCCUGAUUUACUUCGCCUAUGGCAUUAGACACAGCUUGGAGGGUAACCCCAGGGAUGAGGAAGACGAUGAAGAUGUUUAUUCAGACAACAUCAACGCGGCAACAGAAGAAAAAUCUGCCAUGCAAGCAAAUGACCAGCACCAAAGAAACCUCAGCUUACCUUUCAUACUUCAUGAAAAGACAAGUGAAUGCUGAUGCCGGCCUACGGUCUUACCACACGUACCUUAACAAUGAGCACACUAUGGUAGGAUGCCACCAUCAUGCUGGGUUGUCAUGGGUCUGCUGCGGACAUGGCUCGCCUAACUUAAUACUUCCUCCUCCAGACAGCUUCUCUUCAGAUGGUGGAUUACGUGUCUGGGGAGACUGCCUGAGAGCACUCCUCAGUGAUGAGCAUUCCCGAACAGUAUGUCCGUGUGUGUACAUGUAUGUUUGGGAAUGUUAGUGUCCGAUGUUGUUGGUUAUUACUCUGUGACAUAAUUCCAGUGUGGUAAUUGGUGGCACGUUCUGCUCAUACUAGUAAACAGUAUAUUGCUGAAUACAGAUGUAUCCUGUACAUGCCCUAUGUGGUUGGAGACAUAGUGGUGGUUUUCCUUAUUAGGUAUAUGACCGUCAGUUUGGACAUACUGAAAAUGCCAUCAGAGGUCAGGGAUGGGAAGGGAUAAGGAAUGGGCCUUUUCUAUAUACUAUAACACAUGUAUUCUUCUCCUACUUGCUAAGACAUUUUUCUAAAAUGACCAGGGAGAGUUUGUUUCCUCUGUAUGACAAGAUGAAGAGGUAGUCUGUGAGAUGAGAUGGCCAAUCGUGGUUUUGAGAGCCUUGGUCCUUAAAUAUAACACCUCCACCUGCUGUAAGUGGUAAACCCCUCAACCCUGUGAAGGUCUCAGCAAAGGUACCAUGGCCUACUUGGGACCCUUUAAGCCAGAGAAUGGAAGUUGUCCCAUGGCCUCCAAAGAUCAGCAUAGUUGCCUGGAUAGGUUUCCUGUUUUCAAAAGACACUGAAGACAGACGAGGCCUCCAUGUCACUCAUUUGGUAGAAUGGUCCCGGCUAUUUCCCAUUACUUUAUACCUGAUCAUAGCUCAAUGCCAGCUCCUUUAUCAACUGCAGAACUCGGUUUUUACUUCUCAUAUUUCCUCUGAUCUGGAUGGCAAUGAAUGUGGUAGCAAAUUCUAUUUUUACAGUGUACAAAAAAGACACAGAUGAAGGGGUAUAGGAAAAUACCCUUAGUCCAGUAUCACAGGGCAUUGGAGCCCAGUUUAAGGAUUUUAGACCUAAUUUACCCUGAUAAUUUCUUUUAGAAAUGUUUAGAGAUUCUUCCACCUCCCACCCUAUCCCAUUGUUUAGCACUUUUUAAUUUUGUUUUCUCCAUUUGUUAGUUUGUUUGUUUUUCAAGAUAGGGUCUUUCUAUGUAGCCCUGGAACUUACUCUGUAGACCAGGCUAGCCUUGAACCUUGAACUCACAGAAAUCCACCUGGCUCUGCCUCCCAAGUGCUGGGAUUUAAGGCAUGUGCCACCACUGCCUGACCAUUUAGCAGUUUUUAUUUCAUUUGCUUUUAAAGGACCACACAAGCCUCUUAACAAUAAAUCAUCAACUACUUUCAGAACACGAUUAUAUAAAAAUUUGAGCUAAAUAAGCAAACUGAAUUAAAAGCACAGUGACCUUUGUAUAUGAUUAAAUAAACUUUUAAAUUUAAGAUUCUCUGAUUGCUACACUUUUACUUUAUAGGGCUCUCUGAUCGUGGAUUAUAAACCUCCUGCCAUUCUUUUCCUCAUGAAAACUUUGUAUGAAUAAUUAAAUAGUUUGUUGGAUAAAUCUAGAGCUAGACCCUUAUACAGGUGUGGCCUCCCAGGAGACCACGGAUGCUAGUUGCCCUGCAAAAACCACAGACAAGGAAGAUGGUUGCUUUCCCAUGGUUGUCUAAGAGAUCAUUUAUCUUCCUGGUGCUGUUUAAAAACAAGCUGUCGUCCUUCCGAUGUAAGCAAGAGUUCGUUGUGAUUGGCUCUCAGACAAGCAGACAAAGGUUCUGUGUUCCUGGUUUUCAGGGAUGCAUCCCUGACCCAGAACUUAGUACUGACAUUCCAAAAUUUCUAGGGUGCAUGUGAUAAAAUCUGAAGGCCAGACACUCUUUCUAACUGCUUGCUUUACAGAGGAGGAAGGGGAUAAACAAGAGCUAAAAUAGUUUGGGAAGGAAUGCAGGCAUGAUCAGAAAUUCUUGAUGUCAUUAAUCGAUGCUCAGAGAGGGAGAGUCGGAGAUGAGCCCCAUGAUAGGUUAUCUAAUCCCAAAUAGUAAACAUUAAACACUUGUACAUACAAGCAGUACUAAAUGGACCCAACAGGUUACGUACACACAGACACUAUAUAACAAUAAUAAUAAUAAUAAAAGAGGUUAUGGAUUUCAUAAGGAGUGGGGGGUUGGAGGGGAAAGGCGAAGGUAGAAAUUAUCAGAAUACUUUAUUCAUGUAUAAUAUUCUCAAAAAAAUUAAUUUAAAUUAAAAAUCCUUACAGUUAACAGCAGUGCCCUUCACACAGGGAAUGUGAGCAGUUUCAUGUAUGAAUCCCCUGGAUUUCUUACUGUAACAGAAACAGAUUCGUUCAGACGGUGAAAGGCAAACCUGAAUUAUUGUGCCCACUGUCUUCAAUCAGGGGCAGAAUCUAGUUCACAAUGUUCACACCAGAACACGUUGGAAACAUGAAUGUCUGUGAAGAGAUGCUUUCUCAGUGACAUGUGCCCUUUCUUUCCUGUGAAGAACCGAAAUGACAGCAUGUCUGUGUGUGUAUAAUGUUGAGAAACACAUUAACAUAUGUAUGUGUGAUGUCUAUAUGUAUGUGUUGGGGGAGAUUGGUUAUCAGUGUGUAAGUAAGUUGAGUUUAUGAUGAGCUUUGGAUAUGAUAUUGUUACAUAGAUUAAGAAAAAGCCCAAUUGAUGUGGGGAGAGAUUAAUGUUUUAUACUGAUAGAUAAUUUAGAUUUAAGCUAUUUUAAGAUAUACAGUUUUAUAUUAUACAUUUUCUAUAGAUAGAUUCUUUAAGACCUAUUUAUCAUGUUUCUAAUAUGAAGUCACUAAACUCUAGUAUAUUAUGACAGGUGCUUUGGAAUCUGAGUGGAGCAGGAGCCGAGGCCUUGAGAUGUUCUUGUUUGUUUGUUUCUGUAGCACUGUUUCUGACACACAUGAAUGCCAGCACAACCAGCUCUUUGCCAACCCUGUCCUGCUACACUUGAGUCCAGUACACUUUGUACAAAAUGUCCUAGUCUGUGUCUUGGAAUUACCUAAAUAUUUUGUGUAGAUUUGACUAGUUGAGUGAAUACCCAGAAUCUCAGAUGGUUACAUUUAUUUAUCAGGAUGAGCACAAGCAACUUGGAUUUCUUCCUUCCUUCCUUCUUUUCUUUCUUUUUCUUACACUACAAGCUGUGCUAUUGGUACGUUCAGUGAGAGUGUCUCAUAACAGAUCUUUAACUUUCUAGUCUUUACAAAAGAAACUGGCCUGUGAGCUAGCACAUAAUGUUCAUGCCAGCCACACAUUUAAAAGGGUGGUUAUGAGAACUCAAGUUUAGAAAUUCCUGAGAAAAACUUACUAGAACCUGUAAGGUGUUCUCGAAUACCUUCAUCUUGUUUUCCUUAGUGAUAAAAAAUGUCAAUAAAACUAAAUAACCAAAAUACUAUAAAUGUAUAUAUCAGCAUUAAUAUGUAAAAUCAACAUGGAAACUACUGUUGAUGUUAACUUUAGUACUAACUGAAAUUGAUUUAAAAACAACCCCAGCUUCUGAAUCAUCUUCCUAAAGAAUAAAAGGUUAUCUAAUUUUAGCUUUUACAAAGUAUUUAUGUCAUCCAAACUUUUUGCUAAGCCCUGAAUGUUUGCAGGUAGUUGUUUAAAAAUGUUCUCUGAUAAAACACUGUGAGUUGGAAUUGUCACUAAAUUGCUUUGUAAGAUUAAACAUUUAGCACAGGUGAAGAAGGAAUGUGAUUGGCUUACCUUACAGUGCUAAGGAUUCAGAAGGAAUACCAGCACCUUCCCUUCUCCCUUCUUAUAUCUCUAGAGAGAGAGAGAGAGAGAGAGAGAGAGAGAGAGAGAGAGAGAGAGAGAGAGGUGUGAUGGUGUAAAAAUAAAUCAGAGUGUAUCCCCAAAUUGCCACCUAGAUGAUGAAGUUGCACUGAAACCCCAGCUCUUGCUUUCUGGCAACACUGCUAAGGAUUUCUCCAGAUACACUUCAAGUGAUAGUCUUCAAAAUACACUGUCAACAGCACUUUAAAAGGUUGGGUUUAGAGUGUUCUUCAUAAAUGAUUCACGUUCACCUAAAGUGCAGGGCUUGGGGCUGGUUAGAUAAGUGACGUUAACUGUCCUUUUUCUCGUACCAAAGUAGUGCCUUCUACAGGAAGUGCCUUCUGUACAUUUUCUAUUUUAUAUAUCAAGGAAAAGUGCUGAAAUUCAUGUAGUCAGUAAUGCCAGCAAAGAUCAUCUUAGCUCUAGAUGUGAAAAUAAGGCUUCUAAACUUUAUUGUUUAACUAAGACUUUGUUUUCCUUGUAUACUUAUAUUUAAAGAAUUUAAGAUAGCUUUGUGGAUUUUUAAGAGGCCUGCUUCUACUGUUGUUUUCCUGGUGUAGGUGCUGGCUUUUGUAGUAUUUGUGAUUCUUUAUAUUUACAGUUUGGUCUUACUGGUUUCAGAUGUAUUCUGUUAUGUAAGCAUAACUAAUUUUACAACUACUGGCCAGGAGCUCUAUACCUGCCUAUUUUGACCCAUAGCUGAAGCCACUGCCACGAUUGCUGAACUCCAAACAGCCUUUCUGACCACUGACAGACCCAUAGAGAUUACCUAGGACCCCAUUUGAUGCCACGGCCAGGCAGCCUGCGGUAUGUGGGCAUCUGCUGUCACACUCUGUUGGUGUCUUACAUAGUAAGGUAGAGUAGGAAGUAAUGAGGAUAAAGUCAUCUGAGAUCCUUAACUUGAGUUGCAAAUAGCACCUGAGUGUGUUAAGAUGAAUAAGGACCAAGGAAUAUCUGUGACUCAUGAAGGGGGUGGCUAUGUCUUGGGACUGAUGUGGCAGGGCCUGGCCUGCUGUAUUUCCUGCAAGUACAUAGGCUCAAGGUAAAAAGUACAUCACCAAGACCCUGACGGCAAAAAGCCUUGUGCUGCCUGCAGGGCGGGCUCCUGUACCCACACCUCGUCGAUAGGCCCCUCCCUUUCAUGUCCACUGGCAGUGCCAAAUUGCUUCGUUGCUUUUUUUGUUUUUGUUAUUGUUAUAUUUAAUAGCAGUUGUGCAUCGAGACCUAAAACCAUCUAGAACUUCUAUGUCUACAAAACCCUACACUAUUGCAAGUAUUUUGUAUUGCAAGCAUUGUAAGUGCACUAUUGCAAGUAUUUGUGCAAAUGUAAAAAAAUGUGUUGUUUAGUAGCUAAUUUUGAUGUUUUUAAUGACAAUUGGUGUUCCUUUUUAUAUGCAAAGUUGGACUCUUUUUUUAGACUUUGUAAAUAAAAACUUUUGCUGCUUUAA
This is a messenger RNA of Arvicanthis niloticus (Nile rat), 7442 nucleotides long. RefSeq names its product solute carrier family 7 member 2 (gene Slc7a2). Gene Ontology annotation, cellular component: plasma membrane. NCBI's taxonomy places the organism in Eukaryota, Metazoa, Chordata, Mammalia, Rodentia, Muridae. The record is from RefSeq and is a predicted model, not a curated record. Gene Ontology annotation, molecular function: L-ornithine transmembrane transporter activity; L-lysine transmembrane transporter activity; L-arginine transmembrane transporter activity. Gene Ontology annotation, biological process: L-arginine import across plasma membrane; L-ornithine transmembrane transport.